Molecule: messenger RNA, 1704 nt
Organism: Saccostrea echinata
Lineage: Eukaryota; Metazoa; Mollusca; Bivalvia; Ostreida; Ostreidae
Product: golgin subfamily A member 6-like protein 22
Exons: 3
Coding region: 1-1704 (567 amino acids)
Source: RefSeq, a predicted model, not a curated record
AUGACAGAAAGAACCAGACUGACCUCAGCAAAAUCCAGAAGAAAUAAUUACAAAGAGCAAUUAUUGACAUAUGACCGAAGAGGAGAGCUGGAAUCUGUACAAAGUUCAAGAAAAAACCAAUAUGGAGACAAUGAGUACGGUCCCAAGGAAAAUGUCCGAAUCGAAGUCCUGGAGGAAAAGAUUAAAGUAGAUUCUAAAAACCAUGACAAAGAGAAGCCAAAAAUAAUGUCUGAAAAAGACCAGGAAAUCAGGUCACUGGAAGCAGAGAAUGAAUGUCUUAAGAUUGAGGUCGCCAACAAAACGGACAAAAUUCGACAAUUAAGCAAUGCCAAUAAUAAGAAAGAGUUUUUGCUUGAGAAAAGAGAACAUGAUAUUAAAGAAAUGCAGAAGGAACCCGAAAUUUUAAAAAAACGUGAAGAAAGUCUGAAUAUGGAAAUAAAACGUCUUGAGAAUGAGCAUACACAUAUCUCAGAGAUGUACAAAGAAACUUUCUCCAUUGUCAAAAAUCAGCAAGAUAAAAUGAAAUCAAUGGAAAAAGAAAUAAGUAGCUUAAAAGAGGAACUGGAAAAGAUCAAAGCAGAAAAAGCAGAAAAAGAAGAGCAGGAAAGGAAACUUCGCGCGCAAGUGACAUCAAUGGUGGAGGAAAUUAAGCAAUUAUUGACAAAUGACCGAAGAGGAGAGCUGGAAUCUGUACAAAGUUCAAGAAAAAACCAAAAUGGAGACAAUAAGUACGGUCCCAAGGAAAAUGUCCGAAUCGAAGUCCUGGAGGAAAAGAUUAAAGUAGAUUCUAAAAACCAUGACAAAGAAAAGCAAAAAAUUAUGUCUGAAAAAAACCAGGAAAUCAGAUCACUGGAAGCCGAGAAUGAAUGUCUUAAGAUUGAGGUCGCCCACAAAAAUGACAAAAUUAGGCAGUUAAGCAAUGCCAACAACAAGAAAGAGUUUUUGCUUGAGAAAAGAGACCAUGAUAUUAAAGAAAUGCAGAAGGAAAACGAAAUUUUGAAAAAACGUGAAGAAAAUCUGCAUAUGGAAAUAAAACGCCUUGAGAAUGAACACAAACAUAUGUCAGAGACAUACAAAGAAACUAUCUCUAUCGUGAAAAAUCAGCAAGACGAAAUCAAAUCCAUGGAAAUAAAAAUCAGUGCCUUAAAAGAGGAACUGGAAAAGCUCAAAGCAGAAAAGGAAGAGCAGGAAAAGAAACUAUACGCGCAAUUGACAUCAAUAGGGAAUAAAAUGGAGGCGAGCAACAAAGAAGCACAAAUACGUGAGCAGGAAAGAGAAAGAAAAAUGGAGGAAAGGGAAAGAAAGCGGGAAGAAGAAGCUAAAAGACGAGAGAGAUUGCGAGAAGAAGAAUGGGAACGGAGAGAGGCAAAGCGAGAUAGGGAGGCAAAGGAAAACAAUAAAAUAAUGAUGGAGGAGAUCAAGAAACUCUCUAGUGCACUGAGGAGUAGUACAACUCUAAUCCGAAAUGAUAUCAAAGAAAAUGCAACAGUAAAUCCAAACGAAAACUUAGUCAUCACUGAAGCCAAGAAUUUCAGUAUUCAGAAUGAUAGCCAUUACUAUCACGGCCCUCGUACAUUUUACCGACAACAGCAACCAGCCAUCAAUGCAAGAGGGAAAAUACACCCUCUGGUACAGUGUUCCUUCCCAAGCAGGAUCGGUAUCACUCAAAACAAAAGGGGAGGAAACCCAAAGAGUCCGUACUGA